GUCAACUCUCUCCCGGCCUCCAUCUCCGUCUCCGACUUUCCUCCUCCGAGCACCUCCAUCAACCUCGACAACAGCUCCGUAUCACAUUCUGCUCUCCCCAUCUCUCUCCAACCAGUAGACGCCCGACACAACUCCAUACUCCACCGCUCACGCACAACUCCUGCAGGCCUCGGCGUCAGUCUUCGCGAGCCUGCAGCCUCCACUUGCUCUGCCCCCAAUCCCCUUCCUUCCCUCCUCAUGGACGAGUGACGGUACACUGUUCAUCUCAUUGUAACUACAUCCCAUCUCAGCCUUACCCCGCCUAUCCCUCCACAUACUCCGCUCUCCACCUAUGCCCCCGCGCGGACAGGGCCGAAAAAGCGGCCGCCCGUCGGCGCCAGCCCCGCGAGCACCCUCAACGCCGCGACAGCAGAAAUAUGUACAGUAUAAUACGAGGCCGGGCGAGGUCGGAACUCGUACCGGCAUCGCCAUGCGCGAGAACGUCCCACGCAACGAGCAAGGGCUCGAGGACCCGGAGGCCUUCUUCCACUCGUCGCCGCCCGCCGCCUCGCGCUCCAACGCUACGCCAGGGGGCAAUGGCUUCCUCACGUCCAGUCCGCCCAUGCCCCCACCUCCGUCUACCGGGAAACGACGGCCGCGCAUGAGCGACAUGAACAACGACUCAGACGAAGGUGCCGACCCGUUAGUGGCUGACGGGCUGCUUGACGACGAGUAUGAGCUGGAGAAGAUUACGCCGCCUCCCAUCACGCAUGAAAGCUCUCCAAAUCCACCCGCCUCCGUCCCGCAGAGGCGACGCAAGGAUCAGGACCAGGACGAGAAUCCCUUCCGGCCUGUUGCUGCAGAGUCCCCGCCGAAAGCCAACGGGAUAGAUUCGUCUUCGGACGAGGACAUGGUCUCCCAAAACGGCGGGUUUGACGCCAACGAUCUCGAGAUGGACGUUGCGGGGCAGCUGCAGGAGACCCACAUCAACGAGGAGGAAAUCGAGGACGAGGACUCGCAGCCAGUGCGCCACCGCCGCAAGUCGGAUGGAACCAAGGGCCCACAUCCUGUAACGUCUUCUGGUGUUCCGGACAGCGUCAAUCCCACGACAGACGCCGAGCCCAUCGAUGGCGAUGAUUACAGCGACACCGGAGAACCCUUUGGGGACACUGAAGACCACAGUGACGCCAGCCAGCUUUUCGACGACAACGAGCCAGAUCCAACAGGUGACAUUGAAGACGCCGAACCUGACCUUGAUUCGAACGACGUGAGCCUCGAGCAACGGGCAAUCGCGGACGAGAGUGGAGAGGUCACAGAAGAAGGCGACAGUGUCGAGUAUCCCGCAGAUAAGGCCGAGCGUGGCAUCAAGCGCACGGCCACAGUGACUCCUCUUAAGAAGGUCAAACGCAAGUCGCAGAUCGCACCCAAUGAAGGUCACCAGUAUGAAGGAGACUUUGUCUGCAGGCGCUCCGGUCGCAAUCACUUCAAGCCCCUCGAAUGGUGGCGCGGUGAACACAAGGAGUACAAGCAAGGGACCUUCGGCCCGGAGAUUGUGUCGAUUGUCCGCGUGCCCGACGAGGUCACUACUAAGCCCCGGGCCACCUCCCGGAAGCCACGCGGACGUGGUCGAGGACGCUCCCAGACUGGUCGACUCCAUUCUGCCUCUGCUGCUCCGCCCGAGGAGCUGCCUGGAAUGAAGUAUCUGAACAUGGACUAUGAGGUCAACUCCAUGACGACUGUAAGGGAUUACAUCACGGGACAGGAAGUCGUAAGGAGUAUGUGUUUCCAGAGGGUGUUGCCAUUGACAAACAGAGACAUUCCUGCCGUACUCUCGCAUCCAGCCGAAGCCCGUUCAGGAUGGGAUGUUCUCAUACCAGAAGGUCUUUGGCGAGGAUGGGUUCAUCGCUGGUGGUGUGGUUGUCAUUCCACCCGGCGGGCAGAAGCCAGCUAAGCCAUCCGGCGAUAACACCUAUUUGUUCUACGUUAGCUCUGGCGCGGUCGAAGUCACCAUCGGCAAUACCUCAGUGCCAAUGGGCCCACUAUCUUUGUUUAUGAUACCUCGAGGUGAAUCUCUUUCAUCUGCUCUGCUGACCCCGAGGUAAUCAUUACAGCCUUAACAACAAGUUUGACGAGACGGCCACCCUCAUUUUCUCGCAGGGU
Cutaneotrichosporon oleaginosum is the source of this 2139-nucleotide messenger RNA. RefSeq lists its product as uncharacterized. Gene Ontology annotation, cellular component: kinetochore. Gene Ontology annotation, biological process: spindle attachment to meiosis I kinetochore; attachment of mitotic spindle microtubules to kinetochore; kinetochore assembly. NCBI's taxonomy places the organism in Eukaryota, Fungi, Basidiomycota, Tremellomycetes, Trichosporonales, Trichosporonaceae. Gene Ontology annotation, molecular function: centromeric DNA binding. The record is from RefSeq and is a predicted model, not a curated record.